AUGAGAGAGAUUGCUGGGGCCCUCGAAGGAUCACCAUGGAUUAUCGGUGGCGACUUCAACACCAUCCUAUCACACCGAGAUAGGGUUGGGAGCGACACCAACAGGCAAGCCGAGAUGGUCGGCUUCGCAGAGGCAAUUGAAGACUGUAGGCUCCUUGAUCCGGGGUUCGAUGGGGCGGAAUUCACAUGGGCCAAAAACGGCCUCUUUGAAAGAUUGGAUAGAGUGCUUGUUAGUGAGGGUUGGGCUAGGGCCUUCGAAGCUACUCGGGUUACGAACCUCCCUCGGGUUGCUUCGGACCACGGGCCGGUCCUUGUAAGAUGUAAGAUGCUGAACACUACCAUCGGAGGCAAGGCAUUCCGAUUCCAGAACAUGUGGAUCCGACAUGGGGGGUUCAUGGCUGUAGUGCAAAAUGCAUGGGAGGAGAGUACGGGGGCGAGUGGACUCCUAAAUAUUCAAAUCAAACAUGCUAGAGUGAAAAGAGCCCUAAAGGCGUGGAACAAAGAAGUUUUUGGGAACAUCCAUGCCAACCUCAAGGAAAAGGAGGAAGGAAUUGCCGUGGCUCAAUCCAUCUUCGAGGCAAGGCCAACACCGGAAAAUAGGACAAUGAUCAAUAAAUACAUUGCCGAGUACAUCAUGUUGCUGAAAAUGGAAGAGGAUUUUUGGCGGCAAAAGGCAGCCCUGAGAUGGCUUGCGGAGGGCGACAAAAAUACCCGGUUCUAUCAAAGCUGGGUGAAACAAAAAGAGUUCGCCUACGCAUCCACUCGAUUCGUGUCAACGGCCAGAACUUACUGA
Messenger RNA from Salvia splendens (bonfire salvia), 792 nucleotides. RefSeq lists its product as uncharacterized. The record is from RefSeq and is a predicted model, not a curated record. The transcript has a single exon. Gene Ontology annotation, molecular function: catalytic activity. The coding region runs from base 1 to 792 and encodes 263 amino acids. NCBI's taxonomy places the organism in Eukaryota, Viridiplantae, Streptophyta, Magnoliopsida, Lamiales, Lamiaceae.